AUGGCAAGCAAGAAGGCGGCGUGCGUGGAUGCGCCCAAACGGAGCAGGAGUCCGCUGGCGUCCGAGGCGGAGAUGUUCGGCGAAUUUCAGGACUGGUGCCUGCGCACUUACGGGGACUCUGGCAAAACCAAGACCGUCACUCGGCGGAAAUACAACAAAAUCAUGCAGACUUUGUUGCAAAACGACGAGGCGGACGGCGUCUACGUGCAGGACAACAGCCACAUUAACGCCAAAUUCAAAUUCUGGGUCAAGUCGAAAGGAUUUCAGGUGGGCGCCGGCGUCUUGGGAGAGCACAACAAGAAAGGAGCUCCGGGGAAGCCCGUCCUCUACGUCCCGGUCAAGUCCACGUGUUCGGACGGCAAUUCGGCCCAGGACAAUUCGUCCCUGAAGCGUGUGGCCGUGGUGGAAGACUUCUUCGACAUCAUCUACGCCAUGCACGUGGAGAUCGGCGCCGACCCCGGCCGGGCGCCCAAACACGCUGGCCAGAAGAAGACCUACAAAGCGAUCGCAGAGACCUACGCCUUCCUGCCACGAGAGGCGGUGACUCGCUUUCUAAUGAGCUGCGGCGAGUGUCAGAAGAGGAUGCACAUCAACCCCAGUGCGGCAGAGUUCAAAGAAAAUGACCGUCCGACGUCGCUGGUGCCAGACCUGAUUGACUACAACAUGCCCUUGACUGCCACCUACCUGAAGCAAAUGAAGCUGCAGUGCAUGACUGCCACUGAAAGGGACGACUCGUCGGUCAGCAGCGAGGACACUGACGGCGCCGAGCCAGUGUGGGCGGCAUCCCGGCGGCCGGUGGCAGUGGCGGAUGAACCUGCUCCUCCCAACGACCCGCCGCCCGCCGUCAAGGAAGAAGACGCAGAUGAGGUAUCUUCAGAGAGCAGCGGCGGCGGCGGUGGCAACGGGAUCGCAUGGCCCCCUGACGGCGGCGCCACGUAUGGGGAGCCGAGCGAGAACGGCUCGGCCGUCCCCCUGGACUUCAGCGGCGCCUCGGACGAGCGGCGGUUGCUAAACCCAAGCGAACGACGGCCGCAAGUCGGCUCUGGCUCUUCGUCGCCGCCACCUUCCAACUCCUUCCCGGCAGAGCCUGGCAGGAAAUACCCACUCAAAAGUCAAUAUGCCAAGUCUUCGCCUCCGUACAGCUACGACUCGGCCAGGACGGAAGCUGUCGGCACCGACGGAAACGGUGGUGCUGAGGACUUGAGCUCUGGCCGCGCAGCAGUGGCCGACGAUGAUGACGACGAUCACGACGACGACGGCGACAAGCUGAACGACGUCGAGGGGAUGGACCCGGAGAGACUCAAAGCUUUCAACAUGUUUGUGAGGCUGUUCGUGGAUGAGAAUCUGGACCGCAUGGUGCCCAUCUCCAAGCAGCCCAAGGAGAAGAUCCAGGCUAUCAUGGAAUCAUGCGGCCGGCAGUUCCCCGAGUUCCAGGAGCGCUCACGCAAGCGCAUUCGCACCUACCUCAAAUCUUGUCGCCGCAUGAAAAAGAGUGGUUUCGAGAUAAGACCGACGCCCCCUCACCUGACCUCCGCCAUGGCCGAGAACAUCCUGGCCGCCGCCUGCGAGAGCGAGACCCGAAACGCUGCCAAGAGGAUGCGCCUGGACGUCUACCCGGCGGACGAAGCUGCCGUCCCGCCGGAUGAGGAUCCCCCUCCUGCGGCACCGUCGGGCUUGGUGAUUUCGGCCGCGGCUUUUGCCCAAGACCAGCUCUAUGCCAACGGAGGGCUCAACUACAACCUGCGAGCAUACGGACCGGUCGCCGCCAACCGGCAGAAUGCUGCGCCACAAAGCAACGGUCCGACAGAUCUGAGCAUGAAGUCGGCGGUGGCGGCGACAGAUGCCUCGUCCUCCAACAGUUACGGGCAGGGCGGCGGCGGCGGCGGGGGUGGUGGGGCCUCGGCCCAGCUCAGUCCCCCAGAAGUGACGGCGGUCCGGCAGCUGAUCGCCGGCUACCGGGAGUCGGCCGCCUUCCUGCUGCGCUCGGCCGACGAACUGGAGAACCUCAUCUUGCAGCAGAACUGA
This is a messenger RNA of Nerophis lumbriciformis (worm pipefish), 2025 nucleotides long. The record is from RefSeq and is a predicted model, not a curated record. NCBI's taxonomy places the organism in Eukaryota, Metazoa, Chordata, Actinopteri, Syngnathiformes, Syngnathidae.